Peronospora matthiolae is the source of this 1200-nucleotide messenger RNA. The record is from the annotation of a GenBank genome assembly. NCBI's taxonomy places the organism in Eukaryota, Oomycota, Peronosporomycetes, Peronosporales, Peronosporaceae.
AUGCCAGCGACCUCGAUCAAUGGCCGUGCGUGGCGACUGUCGUCCACUAAAGCUACAACAUGCGGCGAUUCUUCCUUUGUGUCUCUAGCUGAGUCGGCACAGCGUGAUCUGGUCGAGAUCCACGACGUUGCCAAAGCUGCAGAUCUCGAGCAACGAAUCGCCGAGUUGCAGGUUCAAGCUGCUGACCCCAAGCUCUGGGACGACGCCACGAACGCCACGUCGGUAUUGCAGCGUCUGGCUGAACUGGAGUCACAGCAGACUCGAGCACGUGAGCUGUACCGGCGGUUCUUGGAUACCAAGGAGCUCUACGGAAUGGCAGCAGAAGACAACGACGAGCUCAUGCUCACGGAGUGUACGCGUGCAAUGACUGCAGUGCAGGCGGAAGCGCAGCAGCUCCGACUUGGACUUGUGCUGUUGCAUGAACAUGACGAGCGCUCGUGUUUUCUCGAGAUCCAAGCGGGUGCUGGAGGUACUGACAGCUGUGACUGGACGGCCAUGUUGGGGAGGAUGUACGCGCGCUGGGGCAAUGCACGUGGGUUCCGCGUGCAGCACAUGGACGAGUCUGCGGGAGACGAAGCUGGUUUGCGGUCGCUGGUGAUGCGGAUGGAAGGUGCGUAUGCCUACGGCUGGGCCAAGAGUGAAGCUGGAGUACACCGUCUUGUGCGGAUCUCGCCCUUCGAUAGUGCCAGGAGGAGACACACGUCAUUUGCUCAAGUGCGCGUGUACCCUGUGGCUGCGGAAGGGGUCUCCGACAGCCAGGUUGAGAUAUCUGCCAAGGAUUUACGGAUCGACACGUUUCGAUCGUCAGGGCCUGGUGGGCAACAUGUGAACUCGACGGACAGUGCGAUCCGAAUCACGCAUUUGCCCACGGGCAUGGUAGUGCAGAGCCAAUCCGACCGAUCACAGCAUCGCAACAAGGCUGAAGCGCUGGCCAUGCUUCGAGCAAAGCUCUACCAGCGAAAACUUGACGAAAAAACUCGAGCCAGGCAUCAAGUCACUCAGGGUCUUGGCGACAACGGUUUUAGCAACCAGAUCCGGUCGUACGUGCUGCAUCCGUACCAGCUCGUGAAGGACCAUCGUACAAACUACUCAGAAGGUAACACGGCCCGAGUGCUUGAUGGUGACAUUGAUCGUUUCAUCGAGAAGAUGCUACUUCACAAAGCAGUGUCCAAUGGUCAUACCGAGACACGGUCGAGUUAA